GUACGAAACUAAUCUUAUGGUUUACAUCAUGACGUAUGAGGUUUUCGAAAUCCCCAAGCCACUUACCGAAUAAUUUCUAACAAAAGUUUUCAUUUUUUUUUUUCUUGUCCGUCAAUCGCGUGGCAUAGUUGUGGAUCCCAUUGGCCCAUUUCUAUCCUCACGCGACAAAACGCAAUUAUCUGUCUCUACUGAUGAUUGAUGAACAUCGUCAACGUGGCUUACUGUAUUUCGCAGCAAAAACAAAAAGGAAAAACGGAGUGUAUUGGAGGAAGAAGAAGAUGAUGAUGAUCUGGGUUGUUGAUACGAUUGUGAUUGGUAAUUAAUUUGAUAAUGAAAAGGAGGAGAAGAAGAAGAAUAAGGAUCGAAUUCCCGAGAUGGGUUUUAGCGAAGACAAUCUGACUGGCGUUAUUCUGGCUUUGCUCUCUAGUGGGUUCAUAGGGGCAAGCUUUAUUAUUAAGAAGAAGGGGCUUAGAAGAGCAGCAGCAGCAUCUGGGGUGUUGGUGGAUAUACUUACCUUCUUGAGCCUCUUUGGUGGAUAGGCAUGUUUAUAAGUGAGAUAUCCUCUCUCCUUUUCAAGGGGCUUUGAUUGUUUUACAUCUAAAGGGUUGAUAUCAUGAUAAAUUUUCACAUGUUUUAUUAUCCUGGCUAUGUGAAAGUUUUGCACCAUGCAUAUGAAUGAAUAUAAAUUUGGCUGAUUUGUGCUUCAAACUUGCUGGACGUGAUUCAUUUGGCCCUUCUUUUCCUUGCAUUUGAAACUUCUACUUUAGGAUUUCAUAUUUGAUUAUAUUUAUGCGAUGCUCGGUGUUCUUAUUGUGUGUAAUCCAGUGAUUGUUGGUGAGGCUGCCAACUUUGUUGCAUAUGCAUUUGCCCCUGCAGUUCUUGUAACGCCUCUCGGUGCAUUAAGCAUAAUCGUAAGUGCUGUGUUGGCUCACUUUAUCUUGAAGGAGAGGUUGCACAAGCUUGGGGUUUUGGGCUGUGUGAUGUGUAUAGCAGGUUCAGUCAUUAUUGUUGUUCAUGCACCAAGGGAGCUUUCUAUCACUUCUGUACAGGAAAUAUGGACUAUGGCAACACAGCCAGCCUUUUUGCUAUAUAUGGGAUCUGUCGUUGUAUUGGUUUUUAUACUUGUCAUCCAUUUUGCCCCACGAUGUGGACAUAGCAAUGUGUUGGUGUUUACUGGAAUUUGCUCCCUGAUGGGCUCCCUCUCGGUUAUGAGUGUUAAAGCCCUUGGGACAUCAUUGAAAUUGACCUUUGAGGGGAAGAACCAAUUAAUCUUCCCCGAGACGUGGUUAUUCAUGUUGGUGGUUGUAACGUGCGUCAUUACUCAAAUGAAUUACCUCAACAAGGCACUUGACACAUUCAACACGGCAAUUGUCUCCCCGAUAUACUACGUAAUGUUUACAACACUUACAAUCCUUGCAAGUGUCAUAAUGUUCAAGGAUUGGGAUGGACAAAGUGGAGCAACGAUCAUAUCCGAAAUAUGUGGCUUUGUUGUUGUGCUUUCUGGUACCAUCUUACUGCAAGUUGCAAAAGAUUUUGAACGAAGUUCAUCCUUCAGAGCCAAUCAUACCCCAGGUUCCCCUUCGUUAUCUACUCGACUUUGCCCCGGGAAUGGAGAACUAGCGAAGUAUAAUGAUGAAGAAGUGUCUUCUGAAGAAAUCUGUUUGAGAAUACAAGAAUCAUAUUAGUUGUUUCUCUCAUUUGAUUCAUAUAUCUUCUCAGUAAAAUCGCCGUAGUGGAGAAGCCGUCAUGUAAGAGUGAUCAACACCAAAAGUUAAGCUCAAAGUCAAAUGUUGAACUGCAGGUAAAUGAUCAGAAACUAGUCAGCUGGUGGUCGGAUGGGGCUUGAAGUUUCAUUGUUUAGUUCCGAACAAAGUAGAGAUUUGCAAUGGGAAGCUUGUAUCACUUAACAAGAUGGAUCCUCACUAAAAACACAGUUGGGUUUCAGACACAGGAAGUUUCAGUUUCCAUUUAGAGUAUCUGCAUAGUGAAGUAGAUGGCUUACAUGGAAAUGUUUCCUUAUAUAGCUUAAUAUUUUAUGCUUUGCUGUUUUCUCUAUAGGGUAUAGGAGGAGGUUUCUCCCCUGUUUUUUCAUUUGACACCAAAAUUCAAUUCCUGUACAUAGUAAUUCUUUAUGGCCAUGCUUACUGAUCCAUGAUUAAAUCGGUGUAAUCAUAAUUAGAUUUUGUUGAUGUCUCAAUUGUAAAUAUAGUUGAAUUACUUUUGACCGCUUUUACUUGGACAUGUUGCGAUUGCAAAUGUAAUGUGACUAUGAUUGAGACUAAUUACUUUGCACGUCUUCUUGCCA
Messenger RNA from Cucumis sativus (cucumber), 2305 nucleotides. Its product is annotated as probable magnesium transporter NIPA6. Gene Ontology annotation, cellular component: membrane. The transcript is spliced from 8 exons. Lineage: Eukaryota; Viridiplantae; Streptophyta; Magnoliopsida; Cucurbitales; Cucurbitaceae. Gene Ontology annotation, biological process: magnesium ion transport. The coding region runs from base 795 to 1685 and encodes 296 amino acids. Gene Ontology annotation, molecular function: magnesium ion transmembrane transporter activity. The record is from RefSeq and is a predicted model, not a curated record.